GAUAUUCAUAACACUGCGUGAUUUUCAUGAUGAAGGCCGCAUGCUGUUUUCUCCUCAUUGUGGCUGCGGCCCGGGCGACAAUCUGCCCUCACGACGCCUGUGACAAUGCCGAGUGCGAGAAUCCUGGGCUCCGGGAUGUGGAGUGUGGACCAAACAGGUUUGAGCCGAAUGGCGGUGCUUGUGGUUGCUGCCCGACCUGUAUCACCCUGUUGAAGGUCGGAGAGAACUGUUCAGACGUUCCGCUGAUCGGUUUGAUGCAGACGUCCGAAUGUGAAGGGAACCUGAAAUGUGACUCUCUCACAAGGAAAUGUGAUUACCGAUGUAUCGAGGAACACGCCACCCAACAGGUCAACAUGAUGCCAGGGCAAUUCGUGCCGAGAUGUGAAAAUGACGGCAGCUACUCACCUUUUCAGUGCAGGGGAUCAGGGUGCUAUUGUGUGUCCAAAGACGGUACCAGAAUUCGUGGGUUCACUAGUGUCAAUAGAGGGGCGGUCCAGGAUAUGAACUGCAAAUGUGCCCGUGACAAACAUGAAUACAGCAAGCUGAAGAUCAUCGGCAAGCAUUUCAACUGCGCCAGUAACGGCAACUACGACAAGGUCCAGUGCAUGGGAUCAGUCUGCUUCUGCGCUGAUGAGAAUGGUCGGAUGGCCCUUGGUGCUCAGCAGGUCCCAAUCGGCCAGCAUCAUACACUAAACUGUUAGGAUAUCAGCGUUCCAAGGACGGCCAACAUGACUAAGUCAGCUAUCAGACAUGUGAUCAGGCAGUGAAAGCCAGUGUCUACCAAAUGAUAAUAUUGACUUUAAUGAGUUAAGUGCAUGUGGCAACCUCUAACACCACUAUUUUUUGACAGAUGCUCACUGAUCUGGGUCCAAUAAAGAAUAUUGACAUAUAAGGAAGACUUAUUCGGUCUGCGAUUUGCCCCAGAAUGAAGGUUCGGAACUCAAAGGCAAAACACGUUAAACACAUCUUGAAUUGACAUGGAUAUCUUUAUUAAAACAUAAACAACACAAUAGUUACAGUAUGUUAAGAAAAUAAGCAGAAGCAGAGACAGAGGCAAAAUUCUUCAUUUAUACAUUAAACGAAUAGAAAAAUAAAUGCAUUUGAUUUCUCUUGAGUGCGCGGGAUAGUGCUACAUGUAUAUGGUUCGACCAUAAACUGCUAAUCAAGUUAGUCAUCGGACGCAACGUAGAUAUGUGUAAUCUAAACUUGAAAGAAGUAUAUACGAAAUGAACAAUA
Molecule: messenger RNA, 1236 nt
Organism: Lineus longissimus
Lineage: Eukaryota; Metazoa; Nemertea; Pilidiophora; Heteronemertea; Lineidae
Product: equistatin-like
Exons: 5
Coding region: 27-701 (224 amino acids)
Biological process (GO): cell-matrix adhesion
Cellular component (GO): basement membrane
Source: RefSeq, a predicted model, not a curated record